UUGAGUGAAGUGCGAGUCCAACAGAGAGAACGAAUGCGAGCAGUUGAGUGGGAUGCAAAUGAAGCAAUAAAACUGAACAUUGGAAGAAUAUUAGGAUUAAAAGACAAAAAGUUUCAAAAUGAACGUCAUGAGUCAAUGAAACGGGCUGCAAAAAAAGGAAUUCGUAGAGAGAGGACAGAACAUUAAGGAUGUGUUUUAUUUUUUAUUUUGGAGAGAAUGUCAACGUUGUUUUUCAAGUAGCUAAGAACAUUGCCAUUCAAAAGGAAAUGCAUCAGAAGGAGGCGACGCUGAUAUCUCCAAGGGGUCCUUAGACCUGAGGCUGCUGUCCUCCUGCCCCCCUCUGCCCUCUGCCCACACCCUCCUACCAACCUGGUCUCUUUUAAUGGUUGGCACUGGCCACCGCGGCCCUGAUUACUUCCCACACAGACACAGCCUGAUGAUCACUGGUGCCAUGGGAGCGGUGCGAGUCAACAGAUACAGCAUCGUAGCCACCGAUGAAGACCACUUCAAGAUCUCCACCCUGGGCCUCCACAACGGCCAUGGAGGCGGCAGCUCAUUAGCCCUGCGAGCAACGGAGCCUGUCCACAAUGGCCGCCAGAUCUCCACGGCGGGGCCCAACCAUGUCCGGAGCCGCUUUGUGAAGAAGAACGGCCAGUGCAACGUGGUUUUCCACAACAUGGAAGACAAGACGAAACACUACCUGGCCGACAUAUUUACCACCUGCGUGGACAUCCGCUGGCGCUACAUGCUGCUCCUUUUCACCUCUACCUUCCUUCUCUCCUGGUUCGUCUUCGGUGUGGUCUUCUGGGGCGUGGCCCUGGCCCAUGGGGACUUCGACCUUCGACCCGGCCUGGGAGAGGGGCCUCUGGCCAGCUUGGAGGGAGGAGGGGUGGAGUGGAAGCCCUGCAUCCUACACGUCCAGGGCUUCGUAGGGGCUUUUCUCUUCUCCAUAGAGACCCAGACCACCAUUGGGUACGGGUUCCGCUGCGUCACAGAGGAGUGUCCGGCGGCGGUGGCUACGGUGGUGGUCCAGUCCAUUGUGGGCUGCAUCAUCGACUCCUUCAUGAUCGGAACCAUCAUGGCCAAGAUGGUUCGACCUAAGAAGCGGGCGCAGACCUUGCUGUUCUCGCACCACGCGGUCAUCUCCAUGCGGGACGGGAAGCUGUGCCUGAUGUUUCGCCUGGGGAACAUGAGGAAAAGCCACAUCGUGGAGGCCCACGUCCGGGCGCAGCUCAUCCGGCCGCACGUCACUGCUGAGGGCGAGUACCUCCCCAUGGAGCAGACGGACAUCGACGUGGGCUACGACGAGGGCCUGGACCGCCUCUUCCUGGUGUCUCCGCUGGUCGUGGUCCACGAGAUCAACGAGAACAGCCCACUGUACUGUAUGAGCAGCGCCGACCUGGCGACGGAGGACUUUGAGAUCGUGGUGAUCCUGGAGGGGAUGGUGGAGGCCACGGCCAUGACCACCCAGGCCCGCUCCUCCUACCUGGCCAGGGAGAUCCUGUGGGGCCACCGCUUCGAGCCUGUUGUCUUCGAGAAGGAGCACCGCUACCAGGUGGACUACUCCCGCUUCCACAAGACCUAUGAGGUGCCGGCUACUCCACACUGCAGCGCCAGGGAGCUCCGGGAGAUGACGGGUCGAUCCCGCUCCCCCUCGUCCGCCUCCGGCUCCAGUUCUACCCGGUCAGUGUCCCCUCUCGGCCCCAAGUCCUCCGGCCUCCACCUCUUGCCUCCGCACUCCCCCAGCGCCUUCUGCUACGAGAACGAGGUGGCCCUGUGCUGCGGGGAGGAGGAGGAGGAGGAGGGGGAGGAGGUGGGGGAGAUGGGGGUGAUGCUGGGGGGGAGGGAUGAUGGGGAGGGGGAGGAGAGGGACGUACAGCUAGACAUUUUCCAGGAGAGGUUUCAGGACCAGGUAGCGGUGGACAUGAACAUGCUGUGUGUGCUGGACAUGGACAAUCAGAUUGACAGGCUGCAGCCGGCUAUAGCUCUUGAUGCGCUGGGCUUCAGGAGGGAAUCAGGAGUGUAG
This is a messenger RNA of Coregonus clupeaformis (lake whitefish), 2026 nucleotides long. Its product is annotated as ATP-sensitive inward rectifier potassium channel 12-like. Lineage: Eukaryota; Metazoa; Chordata; Actinopteri; Salmoniformes; Salmonidae. Gene Ontology annotation, molecular function: inward rectifier potassium channel activity. Gene Ontology annotation, biological process: potassium ion import across plasma membrane; regulation of monoatomic ion transmembrane transport. Gene Ontology annotation, cellular component: plasma membrane. The record is from RefSeq and is a predicted model, not a curated record. The transcript is spliced from 4 exons. The coding region runs from base 383 to 2026 and encodes 547 amino acids.